Messenger RNA from Hansenula anomala, 558 nucleotides. RefSeq lists its product as uncharacterized. NCBI's taxonomy places the organism in Eukaryota, Fungi, Ascomycota, Saccharomycetes, Phaffomycetales, Wickerhamomycetaceae. The record is from RefSeq and is a predicted model, not a curated record. Gene Ontology annotation, cellular component: eukaryotic translation initiation factor 3 complex; cytoplasm. Gene Ontology annotation, biological process: regulation of translational initiation. The transcript has a single exon. Gene Ontology annotation, molecular function: ribosome binding; translation initiation factor activity. The coding region runs from base 1 to 558 and encodes 185 amino acids.
AUGAGCACAAAUACCCUUGUUGACAGACCUUCACAGAGACCAGAUGUCAUUGAUGAGAUCUUAACUUCAUUGAAAAGAUAUGACGUUUCAGUUAUCAAAGAUUUGGAAGAUUAUCUAUUUGACCAAUACGAAAAUGAUUACAGUGAUUUGAACUCAAACUUGGCUUUAUUAAAGUUAUAUGAAUUAAGCGAUGAAACUUCAGUUGAGAGACAAGAUUCCACUUUGAAGAUAUUGAUAAAAGGCUUAAUUCAAUUCACCAACUCUGACUUUACCUUAUAUUUACACUUACUACCACCAUACAUUUUCACCACAACCAAUGAAUACACUACCAAAAUCCAAGGAUUAGUUUCAUUAUACGAAUUAUUAAUUUCCAACAAGUUUGAUCAAUUUUUGGCCAAAAACAAAGAAUUAUCAUUAGUGGAUGAUCACAGUGUGAAGUUAAUUGAACAAACAUUCUUGAGUAAUAAGAACUCCAAAUUCAUUAUGAGUGAGGCUGUUAGUGAAGAAGUUUCAGUUACAAGAUUGUCCAAAGUUGUUGGUCAACUUUUACAAAACUAG